AUGAACGGUCACCAUCAGACGUACCAGCAGCCGCACCAUCAGCUGCAGCAUCGCCACCAUCACCAGCAGCAGCGGCUACUGGAACAGCACCAGCGUCUGCUGGAACAGCAGCAGCGACGUGUCACGCAACAGUGCAGCCGACGUCCCCCUUCCGCUGCCCAAGCCCCCUCAACCGCGGAAGUGUCACUUAACCGUGUUGUCCAUCACACUACAGAGCCUCCGCCACCGCCGCCGCCGCCGCCGUCGAAACACCGACCGCGGAUCAUGCAUCUCGACAGCGAGGAUGCGCUGUCGGCGGCGCUGGCCGCGGACGGUUACCGGUUGGGCUCGACCGUCGGCCACGGGUCCUACAGCAAAGUCCGGUUGGCGUUCCGGACAGUGCCGGUGACGGCGUCGGCAUCGGCGUCAUCCAUGGCUCGGGUGGCGUGCAAGGUGAUCAACAAGAGGCGCGACCCGGGUACAUCAUCGUACGUGCGAAAGUUCUUGCCCAGGGAACUGGAAGUGUUGCGCACGGUCCGGCACCCGAACGUGGUUAGAACGCACCGGAUAUACGUGACGCCAUACACCGUGCACGUGUUCAUGGACUAUUGCGAGAACGGCGACCUGCUCAGCCACCUGCAGCACGUCAAGAGCAUACCGCAGUGGCAAGCGCACACGUUCUUCAGGCAGAUAUGCGAGGCCGUAGAUUAUCUGCACCGAAAAAACAUCUCCCACCGGGACAUAAAAUGCGAAAACGUCCUAUUGGAAAGCAUGCGGACGGUCAAGUUGACUGAUUUCGGGUUCGCCAGGUUCUGCGCGGAUGAACGAGGCCGGAGACUAAUGAGCCAGACAUACUGUGGCAGUUCGUCAUAUGCUGCACCCGAAGUCUUACAAGGAAUACCGUACGAUCCAAUUUCCUAUGACAUGUGGGCACUGGGAGUUGUGCUAUAUGUGAUGCUAUCCGACGCCAUGCCAUUCCCGCACUCUAACCGACAGCAGAUCGUGGCCAAUCAGAUAGCUAAAAAGUUCUCCAGGCCCAAGAAACCAGUAGCAAGAGAAGCGUUGAAACUUAUCUCGAUUAUUUUAGAACCAGACGUUAAUAAAAGAGCUACCAUGAAUCAAGUAAAACAUCAUCCAUGGGUUAAACAGCAAAACCCAUAUCAUACUCAUUAA
Molecule: messenger RNA, 1152 nt
Organism: Macrosiphum euphorbiae (potato aphid)
Lineage: Eukaryota; Metazoa; Arthropoda; Insecta; Hemiptera; Aphididae
Source: the annotation of a GenBank genome assembly